AUGAACUCAACGGCGAACGGAUCCAGCGGAUCUUGGAACUGCUUUUCUCAGUUAAAUUCUACUGCGUGGAAAAUCGGAGGAACCGUUACCUUCUGUCUGUUCAUUAUAGUUUCACUUGCCGCAAAUUCUCUCAUUGUAAUGAUCGUUUAUAAAACGCCGAACUUAAGAAAACCGAUAAAUUAUUUCAUCGCAAACAUGGCCUCAUCUGAUUUGCUUUUUCCAUUCUUCUUUAUACCUUGGAACCUGUCAAGGUUGCACACCACCUCGCUUCUUACCGGUGGUCCGCUUGGCCAGGCCUUUUGUAAGCUUGUUGCCUUCUUUGGAGAAGUUUCCAUUGCUGUUUCGAUUCAGAAUCUGAUUCUUAUAGCAGUGGAUCGCUUUGGAGCCGUGGUAUUUCCACUCCGUUCCCCACUCAUCAGAUCCAAGCUGUGUCCCUUCUUCAUUCUUGCCACGUGGAUAGUUGCCGUAGCUGUUAAUUCGCCAUACUUGUUCGCCAUCGAGGUCGUUGAAUACCCAGAGGGAACCUGGUGUGUUGCGAAAUGGAAGAAAGUAUUCGGAGAGUCAUCAUCCCAUGCCAGUUUCGUACUAGCUUACCACAUUCUGUUUAUAUACAUCCCUGUUAUGUUGUUAGUCAUUCUUUAUUCCAUCAUCUUUAUCAAGCUCAAGACACAGGUACACCCAGGUGAACAGUCGACCAACAAUCAGCGACAGCAGAAAAGAAGAAACAGAAACGUUCUUCAAAUGUCCAUUGCUAUCGUAACAGUGUUUGUGCUUUGCUGGUUACUAGGCUCUAUCAACUCUUUAAUCUUCCGUUAUCACUACAGUUCCACGCAUUUCUCGUGUAGUUUUUGGCUAUACGCCUCUGUCACCAAGUACAUGACGGCUAACGCGUACUGUGCUAUCAACCCAGUUAUCUGUUUUAUUUUUAGCAGUAAUUACCGAAAAGCUCUC
Porites evermanni is the source of this 951-nucleotide messenger RNA. The record is from the annotation of a GenBank genome assembly. Lineage: Eukaryota; Metazoa; Cnidaria; Anthozoa; Scleractinia; Poritidae.